UCUCUCUCUCUCUCUUAUUACAAAAAUGGAGGGAAGCAAAUCAAAAGAAGAGAAAUAGAGUUUUAGAUAUGCAUCAUCAUUAGUUUAUUUGUUUCCCAAUCAUUUGAAUUUGCUUUCUUCCAUAUAUAUAUAUAUAUACAAAAACAAAAUGAACAAUAUUAACUGGUUAUUGGGUUUCUCUCUUUCUGCUCCCACCAUGGACGACACAUCAUCAUCAUCUCAUCAUCAUCAUCAUCAAGAAGGUGAUGAUCAUCAGCCAUCCUCUACAGUUGUUUCCGGUACAGUUCCUUCAAGUUACAACUACCCAGGAAUUAAUUACUACGGUGAAAACUCUUCUUCUUCUUUAACCAUGAUGCCGAUCAAGUCUGACGGCUCACUCUGCUUGAUGGAAGCUUUCCACACCUCACAACCACCAGCUAAACUGGAGGAUUUCUUUAGUACUGGAGCAACAAUGGGGGCCCAUCCCCAUCACUACGAAAGAGGUGGAAUGGCUCUAAGCCUAGACAGCACGUACUAUAAUCAAACCCAUGAAAACGAAAACAACAAAACCAUAAUCAACGGUCAGGAUUUUGUCGGCGGCCAUAGCCAAGAAAACUCGCAACAAAUUAUCCAACUUCAUCAAGAUCAGUACCCGCAUUAUAACUACCAGGCUUUGUUAUUACAAGGUGGUGGUGACGAUCAUCAUCGGAGCAAAGAAGCCGAUCAGCAUCCAUCAAUGGCGGCGGACGACGAAAUAGGCGGCGGCGGCGGCGCGAAGAACUGGGUUUCGAGAAACUGCAGCCCGGGAAAUGUGCAUGCUGCGUUAAUGGCGGAAAAUGGGGUGGAAUCUGGUAGUGCGGGUGGUAAUGGUGAUUUACAGUCUCUGAGCUUGACUAUGAGCUCGCAGGAUAGUACGAUGAUGGCGUUGGAGAAGAAGAAAAGAGGGCUGCCUGAAAAUCAGAAGCAGAUUGUUCACCGGAAAUCUAUUGAUACUUUCGGACAAAGAACCUCGCAGUACAGAGGUGUCACAAGGCAUAGGUGGACAGGCAGAUACGAAGCUCAUCUAUGGGACAACAGUUGUAAGAAGGAAGGCCAAAGCAGAAAGGGAAGACAAGUUUACUUAGGGGGAUAUGAUAUGGAAGAAAAAGCAGCAAGGGCUUAUGAUUUAGCAGCACUUAAGUACUGGGGGCCUUCAACCCAUAUCAAUUUCGCUGUGGAAAAUUAUCGGCAAGAGCUUGAAGAAAUGAACAGCAUGAACAGACAAGAAUAUGUUGCUCACUUAAGAAGGAGAAGUAGUGGUUUCUCUAGGGGAGCUUCUAUUUACAGAGGAGUGACAAGGCAUCAUCAGCAUGGCAGGUGGCAAGCUCGGAUUGGCCGAGUUGCAGGGAACAAGGAUCUUUAUCUAGGCACAUUCAGCACACAAGAAGAAGCUGCAGAGGCAUACGAUGUAGCUGCAAUAAAAUUCAGAGGACUAAACGCCGUUACUAACUUCGUUACAUCAAAGUACGACGUGGAAAGAAUCAUGGAAAGCAACACGCUUCUCUCGGGCGAAAUGGCCAGGCGGAACACAGACGUUACAACUUUGACCGUUAGUCAUCCCACCGAUGACGUGGCCCUCUACGAGCCGUCCCAUCAUCAGAAACCAGCGUUGGAAUAUUUCAACGGCUCCAGUUCAUCGGUAAGCGGGUCGGUUGUAAUUGACCCGCAGGUUUGGGACGGGUCGGGUCGGAGUACCGCGGGUCGUUUGUCGGGUGGGUCUUCGCUGGUGACGAGCUUGAGCAGCUCUAGAGAAGGAAGCCCGGAUGGGAAUAUUAAUAACAGCCGUUCGAUGCAAUUUGGAUCUGAGUUUUCUUGGAUCCAAUCAACGGCUCAGAUGAGGCCACAAGUGCCACUUUUCUAUGCAUGGGCUGAUGCAUCGUAGUUUAUUAUUAUUAUUUUUAAUUAAUGAACAGUUGAUGUAGACUUACUUUCAUCUGGUUCUAAUUUUCUGUGGGAGAGAUUUAAGGGGGGUUUAGGUUUUUAUGUUGUUACCUUUUAUGGUUUUUAAUGUUCUAAUUUAAUUUGCCUCAA
Molecule: messenger RNA, 2049 nt
Organism: Erythranthe guttata (spotted monkey flower)
Lineage: Eukaryota; Viridiplantae; Streptophyta; Magnoliopsida; Lamiales; Phrymaceae
Product: AP2-like ethylene-responsive transcription factor ANT
Biological process (GO): regulation of DNA-templated transcription
Molecular function (GO): DNA binding; DNA-binding transcription factor activity
Source: RefSeq, a predicted model, not a curated record